CCGUAAUCAAUUUUUAAAAAUUGAGGGGUUUGCAAACUGUGUAGCUAACUAUGACUUGUCACCAUUUCCUCCACCAAGAUUCAUUUUCUCUAUAUAAUAGUGAAAUUUCCUCCUCAUGAACAUAUCCACCAUUCAAAGCUCUUUCUCUCUGCAAAUCUUCCAUCAUUUCCAUAGCUUUCUUCUUCUUGUCAUUUCCUUUAAAUCUUUUUGGUUGGAUAUUUUGUAUUUUAACACUUCAUAAAGUAGUCAUCACUAAACAACAUAUAUACACAUACAAAGAGAUGGAUGCUGAAAAGAAGAGUGCCCAUUUUCGCCAAAUCUCAUCUUAUAAACCACAAUUACUUGUCCUCUCCUCAAUCCAAGAAAACCCUUCUUCAAAAAUCUCAGAAAAAGCCAAUAUCAAAGCUGACAAUGACGCCGAGAUUGGAGUUUUCGGAGCAGAAAAGUACUUCAGCAUGAAGCUAGAUCAUGUUGAUUCCACGGCGGAUAUCACCAAGCAACAUGAAAAGGAAAACACACAUGAUCAUCCUAAUGCUAAUCCUAAUCCUAAUCCUAAUCCUCAUCCUCAUCCUCAUCCCCAGUUGACGAAAACGACGUCGUCAAGAUCAAAAACAAGCCGACAUGGAACGCCAAGUGUAAGAUCCGAGUCAAGUUGCAACAGUCAAACCUUUCUCAUGAGGAUUAACAACCACAAUGAAAAUAAGCAACGGAAAAUGAACGAUACGAGCAUCUCUUUUGGUGGGUUUAGAUGUUACGGUCCCUGCUCUGGGGUCAAAACCGUCCAUACCGACCCAAAAAACUCCUGUAAAAGUAGAAAUUCCGAUCGGGAUUUUGUUGCUUACGACGCAAGAAAGCACAACGACAAACCAAGACUCCAUUUUGAAGCCAAGAAAGCGGAUUUUCAUGCGCAAGAGAAGAUUUCAUUACCUAUUCAAAGGUCCGAUAUCGCCAUGAACCUCGAGAGAAAGCUCUCUCUGCUUACAUGGGACGCAAUACCAAACCAACUCUCUACCAAGAACAACAAUCACAACAAUAAUGGUAAUAACUCUUCAAUGAGUAGCAACACGCAAGAGGAAGAGACAGCAAGUGUAGCAAGUUCUGAUUUGUUCGAGAUUGAGAACAUAACGAGCAGUGUCUAUGAGCCGAGUGAGGCCAGCAUUGGAUGGAGUGUGGUAACGGGAAGUAUGGCAGAUCAAUCGGUGAUUUCGGAUUUCGAUAUGAUGAAGAGGGUCACGAGAAAUGGUCCGGUGGUUAAAACCAAACCGGUGAUUGGUGAGAAAGUCCGGUCGGCUGGGUUUUUGUCGGGUUGUAAGAGUCACAAAGCUGUCUCGGUUGUUGAUAGUUCUAGAAAAGUGAAAGAAACAGCCAAGGUUGAUCAUCACGAGAUGUCUCAUCAGAAGAAGUUUAAAACUGAGAUUAGGAUUCAAGACUUGAGCUUUCUUUAAUAAACAAUGUUUGUGUAUGUGUGUGUUCUUAAUUAGUUUUCAUCAAAUAUUUUUGUAAUAUUUCUUCGUGAGUAUGCUAAUGAUUUUGAUAAUUUUAGUCACUUGGUUUAUAUAAUAAACCCUACAAUUAUGGUUAUCGUUGAAAAAAAAUAGUGGAUAAUAAAACAAAGCUAUGAUAAUGGUGAUUUUCGGGG
This is a messenger RNA of Arabidopsis thaliana (thale cress), 1639 nucleotides long. Its product is annotated as phytochrome kinase substrate-like protein. The transcript has a single exon. The record is from RefSeq and is marked reviewed. NCBI's taxonomy places the organism in Eukaryota, Viridiplantae, Streptophyta, Magnoliopsida, Brassicales, Brassicaceae. Gene Ontology annotation, biological process: phototropism. The coding region runs from base 282 to 1445 and encodes 387 amino acids.